CAGGCAGGGAACAGAAAACCAAGGGAAAAGCAGAAUAACUGAUAAAAAGCAGAAAAAACCCAGGACACUCACCGUCAGCCGGGCUGCCACCACAACAGAAAGUUAGGAAUGCAUAGUCAACAGCUCCAGACAGGACGACUGAAGCUACAGACGCUGAGAAGGAAGAAGAGAAGAUCGUUCUGCAGCAGGUAAUCAUCAUCUUCAACAUCUGCAUCAUCUCCACCAUGAAGACGCUGACUCUGUCUGCACUUCUUUGUGCCAUGAUGGCUCUGACCAGAGCUGCUGCUCUUCCAGACACAGAGGAUGAACCUUGGACAGAGGAAUCUGCUGACUACGACACAGAGGAAGGCUCGACCGACUCAUGCACUCCAGGAAAGCCUUAUAUUGUCAAGACGUUCCCAUUUUGUCCAAGGGGUUGGACUGCUAUGAACGGUCGUUGUUUCUUCUACGUUGCGCGAGCCAUGAGUUGGGCUGUGGCUGAGAGAAACUGUAUGUCUCUGGGUGGACACCUUGCAUCUGUACACAACAUCCAGGAGUACCGUAAGAUUCGAGCGAUGAUAUCGAGGGCCACUCGUAAUCAUGGAGAAACAUGGAUUGGGGGAUCUGAUGGACAACAGGAGGGAUUUUGGUUCUGGAGUGACGGUAGUCCUUUCAGCUUUACUCCGUGGUGUCGUGGAGAACCUAAUAACAGUGUCGGUCGUCAGCACUGUCUGCUAAUGAAUUAUUCAGGUCCCACAGGUGCUUCACCUCCACUCUUCUCCUGCUGUCACUCGCCUCCUCCUCUGCCUGGCGGUGGCCACGGCUCUCCUUUAAUCCUUCAAGGGGCCUGUGCCUGCACUACGCAGGUUGUCUUUGGAGAGGAGAGGAAAGUAGGACAGGGUAGGAAUGUAGGGGAGACAGCAUGGGAGCAGAGAACAGCAGGAGAACAUGUGUCUUGA
This is a messenger RNA of Micropterus dolomieu (smallmouth bass), 938 nucleotides long. RefSeq names its product type-2 ice-structuring protein-like. The transcript has 10 exons. NCBI's taxonomy places the organism in Eukaryota, Metazoa, Chordata, Actinopteri, Centrarchiformes, Centrarchidae. The record is from RefSeq and is a predicted model, not a curated record. Bases 225 to 938 code for a protein of 237 amino acids. Gene Ontology annotation, molecular function: signaling receptor activity.